This is a messenger RNA of Stylonychia lemnae, 1386 nucleotides long. Lineage: Eukaryota; Ciliophora; Spirotrichea; Sporadotrichida; Oxytrichidae. The record is from the annotation of a GenBank genome assembly.
AUGGUGUUCCCACUCACUCUCUGUUUAGGGGCUACCGCGAUGCAAUUAGGAGCUGUCAUGCUUGAUCACUUUCAUCCGAAAGUUCAUCUUGCCUUGGGAGGAGCAGUCUAUGUAGGAGCAAUAGCAGUCUCAGCUUACAUUACUAAUUUCUAUGUAUUUGUCCUGUUUUACUCUAUUCUUGCGGGUGUUGGAUAUGGUAUAAUCUAUAUCUUGCCACUUAAAAAUGCUUGGAUGUUCUUUCCAAAUAAUAAAGGCAUGGUGGGCGGUAUAAUUCUAGCAUCCCAUUCCUUCGCAGCUAUUGGGUGGACAUUUCUCACCACAUCUUUGAUAAAUCCAAAUAAUGAAAUGCCAAACUUAUACAUAAAUGUGGGUAACUCAUUGGAAGUGCUCUAUGAUUCAAACAGCGAUGCAGCCAAGAAUGUCCCCUACUGCUUGAAUAUUAUAUCUAUGAUACUAUUAGGAAUUUUAGUAAUUGCUGUCUUGCUUAUAUUCAAGAAAAAGACUGUAACAUUCGAUUAAUAACUGGCCUAAGAAUUACUCCAAAAGGGAAUAGUCCAUGAUGGUGGAGUGUAGUAUCUUGCGCCUAAUUCAAGACAUGAAGGGAUUAACAGAUAAGACUCUUUCACUUCUUAAGAUAACUCUACAAACAGAGGUGAUUCUUCUUUUAGAGAUGAUAGCUUCUCAGACAAUCAAUCCAACUAUUCAGGGUUUACAGAUCUUUCACAUAUGACUUUGAGGGAAUCAGUUUAAGAUCGCACCUUCUGGCAUAUAUUCGUGAUGCUGACUCUUUCCAUGUCAUUCUGCUACUUCAUCAAAGUAGUAUUCAAAAAUUUCGGGAACUUAAACUUCAAUGAUGACGCCUUUUUAACUUAGGUGGCUGGCACUUCAUUUUUAUGUGGAGCAAGUGCCAGGUUUAUCUGGGGUACAGUACAGGAUUAUAUUGGUUUUAAGAAAGUCUAUGGAAUCAUUGUUUUUAGUCUUACUAUUUGUGCAUUCACCAUUAAUGAGAUCGCUUAUAGCAGAACACUGUAUCAGGUCUGGAUUGGAAUUAGCUUUGCAAUGGAAGGCGGGCAUUUCUCCAUAUUCCCGGCAUUAGCUGCUUAAAUCUAUGGAGCUCAAUUGGGAUCGAAGGUUUACUCUCUUUUAUUUAUUGGAACUGCUAUCGCAUCAUUAAUUGGACUUUUAGUAGCAAACAUAGUUUUACCAAUUUUCGGCUGGAAAACAGUGUUCAUAAUAUUCGCUUGUAUGAAUUGCCUUAGCCUGCUACUUCUAUUUAUGUUUGAGUCCAAUGGCAAUCAAAAGGCUUUCAUACCAAGAAGCCAAGACAGACCAUUUUACAGCUAGGCAUCGAGGAGUCAAGCAUCAUCUUAAAGAGGUUAUAAAUGA